Beauveria bassiana ARSEF 2860 is the source of this 489-nucleotide messenger RNA. RefSeq names its product V-type ATPase. Gene Ontology annotation, cellular component: proton-transporting V-type ATPase, V0 domain. NCBI's taxonomy places the organism in Eukaryota, Fungi, Ascomycota, Sordariomycetes, Hypocreales, Cordycipitaceae. Gene Ontology annotation, biological process: proton transmembrane transport. The transcript has 5 exons. The coding region runs from base 1 to 489 and encodes 162 amino acids. The record is from RefSeq and is a predicted model, not a curated record. Gene Ontology annotation, molecular function: proton-transporting ATPase activity, rotational mechanism.
AUGGACCGCUGCCCUUCCUACGCCAGCUUCUUUGGCGCCAUGGGAUGCGCCUUUGCCAUUGUUUUCGCCACAUUCGGUGCGGCAUACGGCACGGCCAAACCCGCUGCCGGCAUCUUCUCAUCUGGCAUCCUUCGUCCUGAGCGUCUUGUGCCCAACACGCUCUGUGCAGUCAUGGCUCAGAUCUUGUCCAUCUACGGCCUAGUUUGCUGUGUCGUCAUGAUACCCAGCCUCAACGAGAAGAUGGCUCUCCACACUGCCUUUUUGCAGCUUGGCGGCGGCCUUGCUGUCGGUCUUUGUGCUUUGGCCGCCGGCUUUUCCAUCGGCAUCGUCGGCGACGCCGGAGUCCGUGCCAGUUCCCAGCAGCCUCGUCUGUAUAUGGGAAUGGUCCUUAUUCUCAUAUUUUCAGAAGUUCUGGGGCUCUACGGUUUUGUCAUCUCGCUUUUGAUGAUAACCAAGUCCAAGUCCGAUGUGACCAGGUGUAUUUAUUAG